CGAACAAACACAAGCUCGCGAGAGCAGGAUAGCGACUGACCUUGGAUUGCAAAUGGUUUAGGUCUUUGUGAUUCAGUCAGAGGCAAGGAGUGUGUGGCUGAGCUGUGGCUGGAGUUCGCUUUUCUCGAUUGUCUCUGUGCAGCAGGAUUGCGUCUCCAAUGCUGCCACUUGUGGCAGGGAAUUCGGCCCGGCGGAAGGGUUUCCUCAGCUAGGUCCCAGUCAGCUGUGAUCACUGGCGGAGCUGGCGCUUGAAAGAUCAUGGCAAGAAGCCGGCCUUGUGGUCGGACCAAGUCUGAUCAUUGGGUCUGCCAGGCUGCUCGCUUUGCGCGCGCUGCAGCGUAUAGGGAGCGCAUCUCAAUCAGCGCAGAAAGGCAAGAGAUUCUGAUUGCUGCUGUCAAUGCGCGGAGCGAUGACAUCCCUGCCCCUCGCCGCCGGCGGUGUCAAAGAUCGAAGGAAUCAAAGCAUGAGGGGCAGACUGCUCGAGAGGUUCCAGCACGCGGACGCUGCAGCGCUGCGGAUCGGAAAGCACAGCGGCAGGAUGCUCGAGCGCUCAGAGAAGCUGUGAAUUGCGCUGCGGAACGUGACCCACAUGCUACCUUUUGCAAUGAGAGCAAUUUGACAGCAGAAUGGGGGCUCCGGGGAAGCAAGAAUGGAGGCAACAUCCAUUACUACUGCGAGCUGCACGGCCCAAUAAAGGGUUGUUUCCAUAUUGACAGGGACCGAGCAGCAUGGGUUCAGGCUCGCGAGGAAAUGCUGCGGAAGGCGAACUCUGCCUGUCAUGAAUGCAAGCAGGAGAAAAAAGGGUUGGGAUUAUCUGCCCCUCCUUGGUCAUGGGCAGGGUCAGCAGCUUGGAACGAUUCUCAAAAAAAGGGGGUUCGGGCUUCCAUGCCCAUGAGCCAGUUGCUGAUAGCAACGCUUUUGAACAUUGGCGGUGUCGAACCAAACCCUGGCCCUUCUUCCGAGGAGCUUGCAUCGAGGGAGAGCUGGCUUGAGUACGAUUCAAGAAUCAAAAGCAAGCUGCUGGACCACUUGAUGCGAAAGGAGUUUGACUUGGCGGUCUGGAAAUCCACGCCUGAGAAGGACAGGAUUGAAUAUCUGACCCGAUGGAGAGCCGAGUAUCAAGGUCCAGGGGAGUGGGCAGAUGGCUGGGAUGCCUUUCUCAAAGCAGUUCCAACGGCUGCUGGUCCGAGCACCACAGGAACUGGCGCGAGCUUUAACACAUUUGUGCCCCUGGUGGGGGCUGAGAGCGAGGGGAUCAACCAACGACGGAAGGGGGGUUUCUUCACACCCCGUGUCGAAACGUGCCAUAAAAUUCUGCAUCGCGUUCAGGAGAAGGGCGUCUUAAUCUUAGCAGGAAGCCCUUGCUCGGGAAAAACGUCACUGUGUCAGCUUGUUUAUGAAGAGGCCGAGAGGAGCGCAGUCUAUGAGAGUGUCUACUACGUGAAUUGCGCGCGCGUCGGCAGUGGUGGUCAGACAUUUGAUGAGGUCUUCUAUGAUCAAGCUGGAGUUACUUUUGCAGAGGCGUCAAAGUCUCCAGCAAAUAGCCCGGACAAGCAGGCAGGUAGACCCUCUGCAAGCUCAAGCGCUACUCUGCCCCCUCUCAGAAAGAAGCUGCUGAUCUUUGAUGAGGUACAAAAUCUUUACUCUCCGGGGCCGGGACACGCGCUCCUCUGGCCGCUCGCCAAGGACAUUGGGGCGCGGUUCAAGCCUGGCGGGGCACGUCAAGGCAGAGUGAACAUCAUUCUGUCUGCAUCGCGAGGCUCGAACCCUUCUGCUACCGGACUGCCAAGUACUCCCAUCUCUUUCUCCGACGAUCAAAGGAUCCCUCUCCGGCUUCGGCUUGGCUUCGCAACCCCAGCAGAUAGCAACUCCCCGGAGCCAGCCGUUCAAUUUACUAUGGAAGAGUACGAGCAGGUCAUUGAGUCCUUUCUUCACAACAUCGGCUUUGCCGGUGACAAGGGCCAGCUUCGGACGCUUGGUGACGUCAUCGAGGCAACAACGGAGCGGCACCCGGGCAGUGUUCUUCACGUGCUGGACCUCCUCAAGGGCCAUUCACCGUCCAACUUUGCAGGGAGGGCCGCGGAAUGGGCCGCAAAGGCGGUGGACUUCGUAGCGUCCCCAAGAUUGCUCGAUUCUCUCUCUGGAACUCGGUCCUUCCCUCCCGUAAGCGAGCUGGUGAAGGACCGCGAGGCGCUCAACUUGAUCAGCCGCCUCUUAGCGUCUCGGGGUCAGGAAUCUUUGGAGGCGGUGCGGCGCAGCGCCCCGGGGCUGGCUGACAAGGCAGAGGAUUUCGCCAAGUCGGGGUACCUUCUCCUAGAAAAGGAUAGCGUGUCCUUCACGAGCGGAUUGCACAUGGAAUUCUACCGCUACAAUCUGGCCAGGAGGGUGUGGGGCACCCCCAAGCAGAUGCCGCAAUCCCUGGAGGCCUUUUUGGAGGAGGCCCUGUCUAAGAUGCAGCCGCCCAUGCUCCAGAACAGCCUGAAUCUCAGCACGAGGGGCGGUGUAGUAGGGGGUGUGCUCGAGUCGCACUUCCAAUUCGAGCUGUACUCGGCGGUGACGAGUUUGCUUCCGGAGGGUGCUUACUUCUCCCCAACAGUCGGCAAGAUCUACGGGUUGGAGGCGUAUGUGGAUUUCGUUCUGCAUGGGAUGGGGUGGAAAUGGGCAUUCGAGUUGCUCAUCGAUGGCAGGGACCUGAGGGAGCAUCUAAACAGGUUUCUACCAAAUGGGCGUUAUCAUCCUAUGGUCCUGGGCAAUCAGAUUGACGCGUGGGUUGUGGUGGACCUGCGUAACCACAAGACCGGGAAGCCAAGAAAGGCAAGGGGUCCAGGGGUAUGCCACGUUUUUUUCGAUUCCAAGUACGAAAAGGCUAUUGUAGAUUAUGGUAACAACCAAGAGCACCCAAUUUUUCUCAUGGGUCGAAGAUGACGACUCAUGUGUGGCAGGACUUCGAACGUUUGCGCCCCUUUACCUCAAGUGUUCAUCAAGAUUUGGCAAUGAAGAGGCAGAGCCGAUACGAGUCAGAUUUUGCGGGCUUUUGGGCUUCUUGCGCCAUUUAUGUGCCAGGUGGAGCAACCUUCGGUAGUGUGACAGGAAAAGUUCGUUUUCAAGCAACCCUAAGUGAUGAGUGUCGGUCGCCACUUUGGAGAAUCGCGGGCAAGUCGGAUCGCAAGC
Messenger RNA from Klebsormidium nitens, 3171 nucleotides. NCBI's taxonomy places the organism in Eukaryota, Viridiplantae, Streptophyta, Klebsormidiophyceae, Klebsormidiales, Klebsormidiaceae. The record is from the annotation of a GenBank genome assembly.